AUGGACUGUGAUCGUCUGGCUCAGUCUGGCAGGGCCGACAAGACGCUGCUCCAAGCUGACCUCUACGAUCCCUGCUUUCUGCUUCCACUCUUCCUGCGAUAUCUGUCAAUCGCUACCUUCCCGAACAGGAUUCUCAUUAGCGCUACCGCCAUACUCAUUGCGUAUCGUGCGGCCUUCCGCAUCCUGAGUGACAAGGCAGAAGAACUCGGCGGCGGCUUUCGACGUCCCUUCCUCUUUGGUUCCAGGGCGGACACUGCCUUCCGGCUCACACGCGUCCAUGCCAACUUUUUUGUCCACGCACUGCUUAUGUUAGCCAAACCAGAACAUCGUAUGUACGAGGUAUUCUGGAACUGUCUCCUAGCUAAGCCGGCCGUCGAUCUGGGUGCGGUGCCGGAUUUCAUGCGUACCAUCUUCUCAAUCCACGAAGAUCAUCGAAUUGAACGACAGUGGAUGAUAAAGUUGUGUGCAGAGACCGUCAACGAUACUUCGGAUUAUCUGCUUCUGGAAAAGUCCCGUGUCUUCAAGUAUUGUCUGACUAUGUACUCUGAUCCGAGUAUUGAUUCAGCUGCUCAGAUUCAAAUUCUGCGCCUUCUGGUAGCUACUACAAAAAUACCCCGCGCUUGUCACGCUCUGACGCGGUUUCACGCCUUUCCCUUAUGGCUUUUCCGACACGCCCUGGGAUCCAAGUCCACUCCAUCCCUCUCCUACUUCUUCCAAAUUAUCAAACAGAUGUUGACCGCUUUCGAGGAUGCCAAGGAGGAGUCGCCUGCUUUGCCGAUUUUGAAGCUCCUGGAUUCUACAUUCAGGAAACUACACGAGGAGACGACGUUCGCGGAAAAGGAAGCACCACCGAUGGACGUUUGA
Dibothriocephalus latus is the source of this 864-nucleotide messenger RNA. The record is from the annotation of a GenBank genome assembly. Lineage: Eukaryota; Metazoa; Platyhelminthes; Cestoda; Diphyllobothriidea; Diphyllobothriidae.